This is a messenger RNA of Guillardia theta CCMP2712, 993 nucleotides long. RefSeq lists its product as hypothetical. Lineage: Eukaryota; Cryptophyceae; Pyrenomonadales; Geminigeraceae. The transcript is spliced from 13 exons. The record is from RefSeq and is a predicted model, not a curated record. The coding region runs from base 19 to 993 and encodes 324 amino acids.
GGGACGGCGGUGCUGGUCAUGCUGGGGCUCCUUGCGGGAGCCGAGGGCUUCAUGGUGGCUCCUCCCAUGAGACCUACGGGCGCCUGCAGCUGCUCCCUGAGGUCUCUCCCCUUGCAGCAGCGGCGUUCGUGCCGCCAGCCGGCAUCGAGAAGGAGCAUGACGCUGAGGAUGGCCACGUCGUUGGAGACCGAUUCAUCUCUACUUACAAGGAUCGAGGAGGCGCAGAGCGGAGACACGAUCGUGCUCGGCAAGGGAACUUAUGUGCUCCCCAAGCCAGUGGUGCUGUCGAAGGAUGUCACCAUCAAGGCAGAAGACGGUCUUCUCCCUACCGACGUUGUGAUUGUUGGCGAAGCCCCCACCGACCGAAGAGGUGUGAUGCUGACUGUGUCGGGAGCCAAUGUGAAGCUGCAAGGAGUCAAGAUCCUGCAUAAGGGAGGAUCGAUUCCUGGAACCCUCUCAAAUGGCCUCGGAUCCAUCUGCAUGAUGGUUUUGGAGCCUGGCGAUGGGCGAAACUCCAAGCUCACACUUGACGAAUGCUUCGUCUCCACCGAGACCUCCACGGCUGUGUUCGUCACUGGAGGAACGUCUCGUGUGAAUGUCGACACAUGCACCAUCGGCCCUUGCGGUUGGGAUGUGGAGAGCUCGUCGGGGUAUGGCAUCUGUAUCUUCAAGGGAGCGCACGGAGAGGUGUUGAACACGGAUGUCUACAGAUGCGCGCAGUCAGGCAUCAUCGCCUUCUACGAGGGCUCCUCUGCCCUCGUCAUCCAGUGCGAUGUUGGUCCCUGCCAGCUGGGAGGAAUUGCAGCUGAGGGGCAGCGUGCUCAGAUGAAGGCAAGCAAGGUGAAGCUUAUCGACAUCGAGUGGAAGAAUUGUGCAGAGUACGAUGGUGGCGAGGUGAUCCUUCUAGAUGAAGUUCAUGCUGUUGUCAACGGAGAGACGAUCGUGUUGAACGACGACAACAAGUGUGAAACUCGGCCGAAGCCAUUCUUCUAA